AUGUCAUCAAAGGCUGCUGUCAAUGGAUCGGAUUACAACAUGUGGAUUGGAGUUUCGGAAUUGCUCAUGGCUCGUGGAGAUGAUUUGAUAUAUGCCGAACUGUUGAUGCUUUCAGCAGUUUCUUCUGUAUUAAUCAGACAUGUAAGUUUUUUAAAUUUGUUUAGUUUUAAGGUUCGAGUUGGUUUACUGCGAAAAAUGACCAGUGCCUUGGUAGGCAUUACUUUGGUUUAUCAUUUUACUGGCGUUAAGGUGUUAUAUUCGUUGAUUUCUGUCAUCUUCACAAUUCUUGUCAAUUGGUUGGCUUCUUACCGAUACUUGGGACUUAUUUCAUUCUUAUUUUCAUUCACUUAUCUUGGUUUCUUACGAACGGCUCAUCUUUUUGGUUUUCCUGCCUUGGAGUCACAUGCCAACGCUGUUCAGCUGAUAAUGACAUUACGGUUGGUUGGUCUAUGCUUUGAAAUACAAGACGCAAGAAAUCAAAAGCAUAUGAAAUUAGCAACACUUGAAUCUGUCCGAGAACCAAAUUUUCUAGAAAUUUUCCUUUACGCUUACAGCUUCCCUGGUUUAUUUACAGGUCCAUAUUACACCUACGCAAUGUAUCAAGAUGUAAUGAACAAUAAAGCUGUUAAGUACAUACCGAUGAUGCGAUCAGAAGCAUUUUUCAAUGAAAAUUUAAUACAUAAAAUAUGCGUCAGCCUUUGCGUAUUUUUAUGGAUGCGCUGUAGAAUGUACAGUGCUUGGAUGGUUGCUGAGUCUAUUUGUGUACUAAAUGGGGUUGGGCUUUAUCCAAAGUCAUGUGAACCUCAAGUUGGCCGAGGGCCUGUUUUACGGCAAGAAUACGAGCAAAAAGUCUUUGAUAAAAAUGUUGAAAUGAGUUCGGAAGCUGUACGAAACGUCAACAUAGUUGAUGUUGAGUUUGACUCAACGUUUCGGAAUGGCGUUCGGGCAUGGAACAGAUCUGUGCAGUACUGGCUGGUGGCCUACGUUUACAAACGAGUUCCUCGCACUUUCAGGGUGGUUGUAACGAUGGCAGUGAGUGCUUACUGGCAUGGUAUACAUCCGGGUUACUAUUUAGCCUUCUUUACGCUUCCUCUUUGUACUUUGGCAGAGGAUAUGUUUGUUGCCGCAGUGCCAAAAGAUCGUAGAGGGAAACCAACUUCUGGCUAUCGCUUCAUAUGGUAUCUGCUUAGACAACUUGGAUUUGCAUAUAUGGCUGCAGGAUUCUUGCUGCUCUCCUAUGAGGAUACAUUACGUUAUUGGAAUUCUGUUCAUUUUUACUUUCAUUGGAUUAUUGGUAUCGUUAUAGUCACUAUGUGGUUAAAUAAAGCAUUUUAUUUGGUAGCAACAGGCGGAAAAGGUUUCUAUAUUCUUCAUAACAGAAUUUUAAACUUUAUUAUUUCUUGA
Enterobius vermicularis (human pinworm) is the source of this 1404-nucleotide messenger RNA. The record is from the annotation of a GenBank genome assembly. NCBI's taxonomy places the organism in Eukaryota, Metazoa, Nematoda, Chromadorea, Rhabditida, Oxyuridae.